Brassica napus (rape) is the source of this 742-nucleotide messenger RNA. RefSeq names its product 40S ribosomal protein S24-1. Gene Ontology annotation, biological process: translation. Lineage: Eukaryota; Viridiplantae; Streptophyta; Magnoliopsida; Brassicales; Brassicaceae. Gene Ontology annotation, cellular component: ribosome. The transcript has 5 exons. Gene Ontology annotation, molecular function: structural constituent of ribosome. The record is from RefSeq and is a predicted model, not a curated record. Bases 146 to 547 code for a protein of 133 amino acids.
AAAAACCCUAAAAUCCUGUCAGAGCGAUAUAAACAGCUAGGGUUUCUAACUGCUUCUUCUCUUUCCUCAAAAGCGGCUGCAAGCGAGAAAACUCGUCGAUUUUCAAAACCGGAGAGCUCAGUCUGAUCUCUGAGACACCCCAGCCAUGUCGGAGAAAGCAGUCACCAUCAGGACAAGGAAGUUCAUGACCAACAGACUUCUUUCCAGGAAGCAGUUUGUUAUUGAUGUUCUUCACCCAGGGAGAGCCAAUGUCUCAAAGGCUGAGCUGAAGGAGAAGUUGGCAAGGAUGUAUGAGGUUAAGGACCCAAAUGCAAUCUUUGUAUUCAAAUUCAGAACCCAUUUUGGAGGUGGUAAAUCAUCUGGGUUUGGUUUGAUCUAUGACAAUGUCGAGAGUGCCAAGAAGUUUGAGCCUAAGUACAGACUCAUCAGGAAUGGACUUGACACGAAGAUUGAGAAAUCAAGGAAACAGAUUAAGGAGAGGAAGAACAGAGCCAAGAAGAUCCGUGGUGUUAAGAAGACCAAGGCUGGUGACCCCAAGAAGAAGUGAGGUGUUGAAGAGAGCUGCAGGAGCAAGGGUUUUUCUUUGCAGUGUCCCUUGUUUAUGGCCAUGUUUGCUAUUAGUCAUCGUCUAGUUCGAUUUUUUGCUUUUCAUUGUCAACCUGUUCUGUCUCGGUUUGGAUUAUGCUUUAAGCAUUAGAGAACCAUGUGCUAAGAUUUUGAUAAAUACAUUUUUUUUUCAAAA